Venturia canescens is the source of this 1016-nucleotide messenger RNA. RefSeq lists its product as uncharacterized. NCBI's taxonomy places the organism in Eukaryota, Metazoa, Arthropoda, Insecta, Hymenoptera, Ichneumonidae. The coding region runs from base 249 to 1016 and encodes 255 amino acids. The transcript has 6 exons. The record is from RefSeq and is a predicted model, not a curated record.
UAUGGGGCGCUGCGUUCGACGAAUUUUCGUUACGCAUGCGCACAAUUUAACCGUUUUCUAAACUACGCCGAUCACGCAUAUUUGCGCCUAAAAGCAAGCUGUUCCCGGUUCGACGUGAUAUUUUUGUGUUUUAAUUAUUUAUCAAAGUGCGUCGGAUUGGGUUGCGAUUUGUUAUUUUAAUAGUAUUUAGUUGUCCAAAUAACAAUCAGAAGUCAGCGAUUGAUUGGGAAUUGGGAGGAUUCGCAGCGAUGUUGUCAUCAUUGGGUUCUGACGACAGCUCUAAUCAGUUCGAAGAGGUGGAAUCAUGUUCUGAGUUAAGCGACGUAGAUUUAGAGCGACCAUCAACGAGUAAAAAAAAAACAUUACACUCCGUCAUGCCGCUGAGUGUUGGGGUUGAGUUUGCUUCCUACGCUGAACUUGAACAAUCGGUUUUGGCUUACGAAAAGAAAAAUUUUUGUAUUUUCUACAAACGUGACUGUUCAACUAUCGAUCAGUGCAGAAAGAGAGGUAUUUCAAGACUGCUCAAUGCUGAUUUGAAAUACUAUCGGUUAAGAUAUAGUUGUAUACACGGAGGAAAAAAUUUUAAAUCGUUGACGAGAGGCAUCCGGAAAUCUUCGACAUUUCAAAAACAAUGCCCGGCUAUGAUGUUCUUCAUUUGCAGCAGUGAUGGGAAGAAACUAGUUCUGCGAAAAAUGGUUGAUAAGCAUAAUCACAUCUGUUCAAAGAAACUGUAUGAUUUUUUGCCUCGAGUUCGAGCCAUGACAGCAAACGAAAAGAGUCAAGUCAAAAAUUUGUUGGCUCUCGGUGCAAAUAAAAAGUUAAUUGCACAAAAAGCUUUUUCAAAAUCCAAAAAACAAAUUUUGCUUAAAGAUUUGUCUAAUGUCAUGUCACGAAAAAGCGGCCAAAACAAUUUGAAAAAUACAAUCGAAAAACUGGAGAAAGAGUUUGGAGCUGAAUGUCAUGUACUCGAAGAAAAUCGAGAAAUGAAGGGUCUUUUUUUGCAACAACUGAAAUGA